AAUACCCUCAUGUUCACAAUUGAUAUUCUUUGGAGUACUUCACUCCUAAGUCCUACUGCUUUAAUUUCAGUAAAUAAUUACAUCUCUCCAUAUUUCUGAGCUUCUCCUUUUGGUUUCCUAUGGAUGCUACUCAAGAUCAGUUGGUACAACAAAGUAGAGGCAAAGAAGUGGUAUAUGAUUCAAGAUCAAACGAGGACAAUUCCAUAACCAACCAUAACAACAAUAAGAACAAAAAAUUAUACUUGCCAAAACUAAAACACCUCAUAAAAUGGCUUCGAAUCACAACUUACAUCUUCUUCAUACUCGUCGGCCAAACCAUUGCCACCCUCUUAGGUAGACUCUACUUUGACAAAGGUGGAAACAGCAAAUGGAUGGCUACUUUUGUGCAAUCAGCUGGCUUUCCCAUCAUCAUUCCCUUUAAAUUCUUCUCCUCCUCGCCAACUUCUCUUCAUCUUUCAAUCUCUAAACUCACCUCUAUCUACUUCGCUUUCGGCCUCCUCUCAACCGGCACUAACUUGAUGUACUCUUAUGGACUUGUAUACCUCCCCGUCUCAACAUACUCUUUGUUAUGUGCCUCCCAACUAGCCUUCAAUGCGGUCACCUCCUUCUUCAUCAACUCGAAAAAAUUAACCGGCCUUGUGAUAAACUCGGUUGUGAUCCUCACUAUCUCCGCGUGCCUAUUAGGCAUUAAUGCUGAUGAUGAAGGUGAUGCAAGCAAUAACAUUGCCAAGGGCAAAUAUAUCAUAGGGUUUUUAUGUACUCUUGGUGCAUCCGCGAUGUACUCUUUAAUGUCGUCGUUGGUAGAAUAUUAUUUUGAGAAGGUGAUCAAGGAAAAGUCCUACGGCGCAGUACAAUCUAUGCAGAUAUAUCCUGCGAUUGUGACGACUUGUGCUUGUGUUGUAGGGCUUUUUGGUAGUGGAGAAUGGAGAACGUUGAAGGAGGAAAUUAGGGAUUAUAAGACGGGGACAGUGCCUUAUGUGAUGACAUUAACUUUCACGGCUAUAACUUGGCAAGUUUUUUCGAUUGGGUAUUUAGGACUCAUUUUUGAAGUAUCAUCCUUGUUUUCUAAUGUGAUUGGCACUGUGGGUUUGCCUUUGGUUCCGAUUUUCGCAGUAGUGUUCUUCCAUGAUAAGAUGAAUGGGGUGAAGGUAAUCUCUAUGGUGCUUGCUAUGUGGGGAUUUAUUUCUUAUAUCUAUCAACAUUACUUGGAUAAUAUUGAAGCUCAAAAGGCAAGAAAACAUAAUGGAGGUGAGAAUCUAGCUCUAUGCUAGCACAAAACUGUGAAUUAAUAGAGGUUUUUCUUGUUCUUAGAGACUGUUUUGAAUUUAUGUCUUUGUAUAAAUGAGAAUCUCUAUAAGGGAAACUAGUUUCUGCCACUCUUUUUUUUUUUUGGGUGAAAGAGGAACAUAGAUUACGAAUUUAAAUUAUCACAUACAAAGUUUGGUGAUCGAUCCGGAGGCUCGCCUAGUUAACCAAUAUUAAUCCUUACACUGAUGUUUUUCCAUAGUAAAAAUACUCGUACAAUCCGGGAGAAGGUUUGUCAAAAUACAAAGGGUUUUUUGUCAGAAAGGACCUAAUAAAAUACAAGUUUUGUGGGGAAGGAUCUAAUAAACAAUUUGUUCAUUCUCCCUUUUGCUUUCCUAGCAAUGUGAUCAGCAAGCUUGUUUGUUCCUCUUCCUUCAUAGAUAACUCUAGCGCUUGUAACCUUGUGGAGCAACACCCUACAAGCAUAAAUAAUUUUAGAUAAAUGAUUAUUAAUUUUUCUUUUCCGGUUACUUCCUUGACAACUUGCAAACAGUCCAUUGAGAUGGUACAGUUGGACCAUUCAUUUCUUUUUAUCCACUGGAGCCCCAUAAGCAAACCCCGAGCUUCAGCCUCGCUAGCAUCGGAAGAGAAAUCCAAAGCCAAUAUACCUUCUAUCCAAUUACACCCAUAUGAUCUCGGCAUAUAGCAGCUAGGCAAGUUUCCUUGGAUUCAUGAAGAAGAGAGCCAUCAAUGUUAAUUUUGAGAGAGUUGAAGGGUGGAGGGGUCCAAGAGGAGGAAAUAGUAUCUUAUGUUAAGCUCUUCUCGAUAUGGGUUGAAUUGGAUAUAAAACCACAUGAUAACAUAAGUCCAUAAGUUUACAAAUCAGUGGCGGAUCUUAUUAAUCUACUUUUUAGAGGGGUCGAGUAAAUAAACAAAAAGUUGAGGUAUUAAUUUGUUGUGAAAGUAUUGGGUCAGACCGUCUGACCAAUAUUUACUGUCAGACGGGCUGAGCCCAAUACUCAAAUGGCCUUAGUAAGAGAAUGCAGACUUCGCCGCCCUUCUUUCCCUUUACCCCUCCCUCCUUCUCACUCAACCACCACUAACUCCGUCGCAUCCCACAAACACCAUUUACGCACCCAUAUUGAGGACUGAGGAGAGAGAAAAUGUCGGAACAUGAAGAAAAACAAUCAUAGUGUGCUACAAAGAAUGAAGUAGACGAAAAUGCAAUACCCUUAAUAGUGUAUAUAAGGCUGUGAUUAAAUCUCUUCUUUCCGUAUACCAGAGUCCAGUUGCUAGACGUAAAAUCUCCAAAGGUUUGAGGAGAAGUGAUGAAUUUGUAGCAUGGUGUUAAAGAGAUGAAACAAUGUAAUCUUAGCCAAUAGUGCAGAAGAUGUUCUAAUAGUGCUCAUGUAUACUAUGUAAGCAGAUUUGAUUACUUAAUGAAAAGACGGCAAACUAUCAAAAAAAAAAAAAAAAAAAAGGAGAAAGUGAGAAAUAAAGCAAGGUUAAUCUCAGUCUCCAUUCUUUAUUGAUCCAACAAAGAAGAAAAAAAUCAGCUAAGAGGAAUGAAGAAGGAGAAAGUGAGAGAAAGCAGAGGGACUUGAAGAUAAUUAGCUCCGGUUGGGUUAAAGAGUGUGUUGGAUCCCUUUUGAUUUAAUAAGACUUUAAAAAGACUUCCGCUGUUAUUUAUUUGACUAUAAGUUUUAUAUUCUGGUUUGUAGUAAUUAAUUUACAUUCUAGUUAAUUACUUAGUAUGUAAUAAUUAUAUAUAACUUAUUGUUUAUUGUUUUAA
Molecule: messenger RNA, 3037 nt
Organism: Beta vulgaris subsp. vulgaris (sugar beet)
Lineage: Eukaryota; Viridiplantae; Streptophyta; Magnoliopsida; Caryophyllales; Amaranthaceae
Product: probable purine permease 11
Exons: 3
Coding region: 120-1271 (383 amino acids)
Cellular component (GO): membrane
Molecular function (GO): purine nucleoside transmembrane transporter activity
Source: RefSeq, a predicted model, not a curated record